Phytomonas sp. Hart1 is the source of this 543-nucleotide messenger RNA. Lineage: Eukaryota; Euglenozoa; Kinetoplastea; Trypanosomatida; Trypanosomatidae. The record is from the annotation of a GenBank genome assembly.
AUGCGGGCGCUGCGAGGGCCGCGCCCAGCUCAGGUCGACGUACUGCUCGUCAACCCAAUCGCACCGCAGCGUGAGCUUCGGCAUCGAGGCGAAGUAGUUCGCCGCGCUCCAAACCCCAAACCGCCGGCCCACCGCCUCGGAGAGCGUCUGCACCCGGUAAAACCGAUCGCAGCGAAGCCCGGCGAGCUGGAAUUGGGUCGUCGAGGCGUCGAAGCGCUUGAGCAGGUAGUAGAGGCCGUUUUCCCGCAGCCCGUCGAACUCGGCGAGGUACUCCGGCGGGACGUCCGCCUCGGCCUCGGCCUCGGCCUCCUGCGACCCAUCGAUCGUCAGCGACAGCAUGUUGCCCUGGAGGAGCCAGCCCAAGGACUGCUCACGCGAGACGGCCUCGGGGUCGUCCGCGGCGGGGGGUGCCGUGGCGGCCGCGGGGAGGUUCCCCGCCUCCUCAGCCCCCUCCGGGAUCUCCUCCACGCGAAGGUAAAACGCGGUGAUUUGGACAUCGUUCUGGAGCACGUGCAUGUCGUUGUUGUAGUCGACCCGGCGUGA